Messenger RNA from Aureobasidium uvarum, 618 nucleotides. The record is from the annotation of a GenBank genome assembly. NCBI's taxonomy places the organism in Eukaryota, Fungi, Ascomycota, Dothideomycetes, Dothideales, Saccotheciaceae.
AUGUUGUCAUUCGAACUCUCAAAUCAUGUCGAGGCUGGCCAAGAAGAAGCCAGAAGCCUUGUCGCAAGUCUCAAAGUCAUCCAGCAGACCUUGAGAGAUGCAGGCACAGACGUCAACAUCCUCCGAGACCUCAACGUCUGUGUGUUCAAAGCUCAAGAACUGUCCUCUGAGUCGUUCCUCUUCAUCGAGAAGGAAGCAAAGAAGUUCCCGAGUCCCCCUUAUCCAUCUUUUCCGAGUGAAACAGCUGACAAUGUCAAAUCNAACAGCGCCAGAAAGAUGGCAGACUUCCUCACCAACCGAGCAAUUUCAGAGAUUGUGGAUGGAUUGGUCAAGCAGGUUCACUUGUACUCGCACCACAACAAACUCGCCGUUCUUGUCCUACGACACUACUUCGAUGGACCCUCUGGCGACGCCAAUCGCAAGAUGCUGGAAGACAAACUGAGAGCAACCAGAGAUGUGGGUAGUCUUGGUGACUAUCCCUGGACAUGUGAGUUCGAGGACGUGCUGGUAAAGUACAGACUCGAGGUUGAGAAGCUUGCCGUGGAGUAUGUGGUCGAAGAUGCGAAGGAAAUGUUUGAGCGUGAGGCUCAGGCUUGCUUUGCCAUGGAAGAUGAUUGA